This is a messenger RNA of Knipowitschia caucasica, 1455 nucleotides long. Lineage: Eukaryota; Metazoa; Chordata; Actinopteri; Gobiiformes; Gobiidae. The record is from the annotation of a GenBank genome assembly.
AUGUCUAGGUUUCUCAAGACUUCGGAGGAUUCUUCCAAACGGUUUGGGCUCAGCAGGCCGAUUCGUGAGGAGUUUCCUUCUGUGGAAAAACUCCAUCAGACUACGAGACUGACUGAGUCUCUAAAGACAGCCAAUGUGUUCAGCAGUCGUGCUGAGCUGGAGCACCGGGAAAAGAUUGUGGGAAAUCUUUCGUCCCUUUUCAAACAAUGGCUGCAAGAGAUGUGCACUGAAAUGAACGUGCCUCAGUUGGUCAGAGAGCAGGUGGGCGGCAAGGUGCUUUCCUAUGGAUCUUUUGCGAUGGGUCAAAACAUGAAGGACGCAGACAUCGACCUGCUGUGUGUGGGACCACGGUUCAUCCCUCGGGAAUCCUUUUUCUCCUCCUUUGUGGAGAAAUUAAGAGGACAACAGCAUGUUCAAGUCAAACAUGUUCUUGAGAAUGCGUUUGUGCCCGUCAUCAAACUGAUUGUUGAGUCAGUAGAGGUCGACAUGGUCUACGCAAAAAUCAACGGGAGGCGAGUGUCCGACAGCCUGGACUUGAUGGACAGCACUAUUCUACAGGAAAUGGACGUGAUCUCUGUCCGCAGUCUCCAGGGUUACCGGGACACACAGGAGAUCAUGAGCCUGGUGCCCAAUGCCUACACUUUUAGAUUGGCGCUGGCUGCUAUCAAGCAGUGGGCCAAAAGAAGAAACAUCUACUCCAACAUGUUGGGCUUCUUGUGUGGAGUGUCAUGUGCCAUCAUGCUGGCCAGGAUCUGCCAGAUGUGCCCAUAUGCCACGGCAGCAGUGACGGUGGCAACAUUUUUCAGGGUCUACUCCAGCUGGAACUGGGCCUCUCCCGUCAUGCUGAGAGUCCCAGAGGAGCAGAACUGCAACUUACCCUCGUGGAAUCCAAGUAUGACUAGGCAGGAGCAGAUGGCCAUCAUCACGCCUUCAUAUCCGCAGCAGAACUCGUCCUACAAUGUCAAUCCGUCCACGAUAAAAAUCAUGAAGGAGGAGAUUCGGCGAGGUCACGCAAUAAUGGAGCAUGGUCUUCAAAACAGGUCGCUUUGGAAACAGUUGUUCGAGCCGUCUGACUUCUUCAAAGAAUACAGUAAUUAUGUCGUGCUGCGUGUCAGUGCCCCAACACAGGCCAAGCUGGAGGACUGGACUAGUUAUCUACAGAGCAGAGUGAGGCACUUGGUGGAAGCGUUGGGCAGAAACCCCAACAUAUCUGCGAUCUGCCCGAGUCCCCAGUCCUUUACAGAAAGGGAUGGACUGAGCACAUCUUUGCUGCUGGGUAUAAAAAUCCACUCCAGUGCGGUCAAUAGAUUGGAUCUACGAUCAAACGCUAGGAGAUUCAUCCAGAGGGUGUACACUGACGCUAAAUCCAGCACUGAAGGAAUACAUAUAGAUGCAAAUUUCUCCGACAGAAGCAGGUUAAAAGAGCUGAUACCAGCGAUGAGACACAGGCAGUAA